This is a messenger RNA of Danio rerio (zebrafish), 1792 nucleotides long. The record is from RefSeq and is a predicted model, not a curated record. NCBI's taxonomy places the organism in Eukaryota, Metazoa, Chordata, Actinopteri, Cypriniformes, Danionidae.
AUUUAAACUAAGCAUUCCUUUUAAUGUGAUUUAUAUAGCUACCAAAUGUAGAUGUCAGCCACAUCUAACCCAAAAGUCAGCCGCAACUGAACCAGAUCUGGGCCAGAUCUGUGAAAUUGCAUGGGCCGCGUCUGGGCCAGAUAUGAGAAACUGCAUGGGCUGCAUGUGGGCCAGAUCUGAGAAAGUGCAUGGGCCGCAGCUGGGCCAGAUUUGAGAAUGUGCAUGGGCCGCAGCUGGGCCAGAUCUGAGAAAAUGUAUGGGCCACAUCUGGCCCAGAUAUGGACCAUGCUUUUUCUGAGAUAUGGCCCAGAUCUGGUUCAGUUGUGGCUGACUUUUGGAUCCUUAUGUCAGCCACAAUCAGGUUGAGUCAUCGCCGUCAUUCCGCGCGGUAUGUGGGCCAGAAGAAAAUGGGGGAUGUGGGCCAUAUCUGGGCCAGAUGUAAUUUGCUAUCUGGGUUGCGAAAGCUGUUGCAAGGAGAAACUCAGUACAAAAACAACCUCAAUCCUGAAUCCUCCUUGAUAUCUGCAACUCGAGCACAACAUGUUUUUAGGGCUCAUUUUGUGCCUCUCUCUGAAUUUGUUAUUCUUUGAGAAUGUGCAAACAAAUCAACAAGAACCAUCAUCUGCUAAUAUCAAUAUCAGCAAUGACCCUGAGAUGUCAAAACUUAUGGCCAGAAUGAAAUACAUUGCUCGAAGCUGCAAAGACAUCCGUGACAAGUACCAUGUUACUGAGGAUGGCCUGUACUAUCUGAUCUCUUCAAGAGGAGUCCUUUACCAGACGUUCUGUGACAUGACCACUGCAGGCGGCGGCUGGACGCUGGUGGCCAGUGUUCAUGAAAACAACAUGUAUGGAAAGUGUACAGUUGGUGACCGCUGGUCUAGUGAACAGGGCAGCAAUGAAAACCGGCCCAAAGGUGAAGGCACAUGGGCAAACAAAGUCACAUUUGGAGCCGCAGAGGCCGCAACAAGUGAUGAUUACAAGAAUCCGGGAUACUAUGACAUUGCAGCUCAGGAUGUUUCUGUGUGGCAUGUGCCUAAUAAUAUGGAGUUGGAACACUGGAGCCAUGGCUCCAUCCUCAGAUACCACACUGAAAAUCACUUCCUGACCCUACACGGAGGAAACCUAUUCAAGUUAUUUAUGAAAUUCCCUGUGAGGUUUGGAAUCGGCUCCUGCAACAUUGAUAAUGGACCUGCUGUCCCAAUUGUAUAUGAUACUGGAAAUGAGGAAUCUACCAAAAACCUGUAUGGUCCAUAUUCAAGAGAAAUAUUUGAGCCUGGAUUCAUCACAUUCAGAGUCUUCAAUACUGAGAAGGCAGCCAUGGCUCUUUGUUCAGGUGUUAAACCAACUGGCUGUCACACUGAACAUUUCUGCAUUGGUGGAGGUGGACACUUUCCUGAAUCUCCUAGACAAUGUGGAGAUUUUACAAGUUUUGACUGGAGUGGCUAUGGCACUAAUACAGAUUGGAGUGCUUCCAGAGAGAUAACUGAAGCAGCGGUGCUUCUCUUUUAUCGCUGACAGAUCAAACCUUUCUUUCCUUUGUUGUAAUCACAGUUUUCUACGGAGACCCAGAAGCGACGUGAUGGUGGAGGAAAACAAAACUGAGUGGGAGAAAAAAAAAAUGGGUGGGAGAAAAAAACAGUGAUAGGAAAAUAUGUCGAUCAUCACCCUUCAUAUGCAACCUCUGAAUUAGUGAAUGCAUGUAUACAGACCCACUCUGUAUGAUAAACUGAUCCCAGAUCAGCUUCUGUACAUGCCAUGUAAAGUGACAGCUGUUAUCAAACAAGUGAAGAGC